CAACAAACCUACUACUCUCCUAAAGUGUUUUGGUUUCUCUCUCGCUCAUCUGGUAUUGCAAUUCUUCUGCCAGUGAGGGUUUUUGUAGAAAGUUAGGAAAUGUUAGAAGCAGGGAUUGUGUGUAUCGGCGUUGUGCUACAAUUGAUGCGCGAUGUUGCCGAAAGAGUUCCCUGCAAUAAUGAUGGAGGGGAAGGUGGGCAGUUGGGUUUCAUCUCUACCAUUGAAAUUCUCAACAAUCAUCUUCCCCACAUCUCUUCCAUUUCCCCCUUUAUUUAUUUCAUUUUCUAUUGUCAUUGCUCGAUUUUCUUUACUCCAUUCCCAAACCUACCUUCAGAGAACGACUUCGAUUUGAUCUAUUAAUCUCAAACAACAAUCAUUACAAAUUUUUUUUAAAUAAUUAAAUAUAAAAAUAUGAAUAUUAAAAAAAAAUUAUAUAUAUAUCAUUAUUUAUUUUAUAUUAUUGAAUCUUGAAUUAAAUAAAUUAUAAUUUUAAUAUUAAAUAUAUCAUAAUUUAUCUCAUUAAUCUUAUUUUAAAAUAUUUAUUAUCACUAUAUUUUUAAUUUUUUUAUAUAUUUAUAUUUCAAUUUUAUUUAAUUUUAAAUAUUUUUAUUUUAAAAUAUAAAAAAUAAUUAAAUUUUAAUAUUUUAUAAAUUAAAAUUAAUUUAACAAGAUAAAUUAUUAAUAUGAUUUUUAAUAUUUUUAAUUAUUUAAAUAAAUUAAUGUAAAUAACAAAAAAUUAUCAUCAUAAAUUUGUACUAAAAUUUUAGAUAUUAAAUCUUAAAUAAAAUAUUUUAUUUUAUAUAAAUCAUAAAAAUGAUUUAAUUUUUAUUUAAAAUAAAAUAAAACAUGUUUUGAAUUUUUAAAAUAAAUAUAUUCAUUUGUAUUCCUUUUGAAUGAACAAUGGAUAGCAGAAGAACUGCUUUGAGAAAGUCACACAAGUUAUGAAGAGUCAGCCGCAAAAUCUUCAAGUAUGGACUUCAUAUCAUAUGUUUGUUUCCCAUUGUGAAAUCUUGUUUUCAAUAUUGUUCCCAAUUUCCAAAUUAUAUCAAUAGAUUGAAAAUGAAAAUCUCUUGAAACAUUAAUUGGAUUUGGGAGGGGUGUUUGGGUUAUCACCAAGGACUUGAGAUCAUCAUGAGCCUUAGCUUUAAUGGUCUCUUGGAUGAUAAUGUACCAAAAAUGUAUAUUAGUAAUUAACAUAUAUAUGAAUUUUGAUACAUAUCAUUCAGACAAGUCACUGAGUUUGAAAGCAAUAUCGAUCCCAUUGCUACUCUGGAAACCCACCUACAUAAGCUGAGCAGUAGCCAUUAAUAUGGAUCACAACGAGAUUGCAACAGGCCAUGCCGACACUUCUGAGGAUAAGAAUUGCAAGGAGGAGGCUUCAACAAUGAAAGCAAACUGUAGGACCCCUGAUAUUACAGGCUCUUGGCUACAAUUACCAAUUCCAAAUGUUACCAAAAAAGUCUUUCAAGUCGCCUCACCUUUUUGGUGUCCUGUUAAAACAACUGUUAUUAGUCAGAGCCACUACGGCAACUCAUCAUCUCCACUUUUCAGUUCUUCACUUGUUUUUCAACUCAUCUUUUUUCUGUCAUCCCCUCAAGCAAUGGAUUGUGUGAGCCCAAUCUUGGACGUAGCCACCCGCUUGUGGGAUUGCACCGCCAAGCGUGUAGUUUAUAUUCCUGAGCUUGAAAAAAAUCUCAACUCUCUGAAGAGCUUAACGGAGGAACUGAGCAACUUAAGUAAGGAUGUGAUGGUAAGUGUUGAGCGUGAGGAGGAACUACAACAGAGUAGGCGUACGCAUGAAGUGGAUGGUUGGCUCCUCGCUGUGCAGGUCAUGGAAGCUGAAGUGGAAGAAAUAUUGCAAAAUGGGCAUCAAGAAAUCCAACAGAAAUGUCUCGGAACCUGUCCUAAGAAUUGCAGGUCAAGCUACAGGCUGGGGAAGAUUGUGAGUAGAAAGAUCGAUGCUGUGACUGAAUUAAAGGGCAAAGGGCAUUUUGAUUUUGUGGCUCAUACAUUGCCUUGUGCUCCUGUGGAUGAGAGACCGAUGGGGAAGACUGUGGGCUUAGACUUGAUGUUCGAGAAGGUUCGAAGAUGCCUGGAAGAUGAGCAAGUAAGAAGUAUUGGGUUGUAUGGAAUUGGGGGUGCUGGAAAAACGACCCUCUUGCGGAAAAUCAAUAAUGAGUAUUUUGGUAAAAGAAACGAUUUUGAUGUGGUGAUAUGGAUAGUGGUGUCAAAACCAAUCAACAUAGGAAAUAUUCAAGACGUGAUCCUGAAUAAAUUACCGACCCCAGAGCACAAAUGGAAGAAUCGUAGCAAGGAAGAGAAGGCUGCAGAAAUAUGCAAGUUGUUGAAAGCCAAAAACUUUGUGAUAUUGCUUGAUGAUAUGUGGGAGCGACUCGAUCUCUUCGAGGUGGGGAUCCCUCAUUUGGGUGACCAAACUAAGUCCAAAGUAGUACUCACUACGCGAUCUGAACGAGUAUGCGAUGAAAUGGAAGUUCAUAAGAGGAUGAGGGUAAAGUGUUUGACACCGGAUGAAGCAUUUUCUCUGUUCCGUGACAAGGUUGGUGAGAAUAUCUUGAAUUCACAUCCGGAAAUAAAAAGGCUUGCAAAGAUUGUCAUUGAAGAAUGUAAAGGACUGCCACUUGCCCUCAUCGUCAUUGGGCGAUCAAUGGCUAGCAGAAAAACUCCUCGAGAAUGGGAGCAAGCAAUUCAAGUGCUGAAGAGUUACCCAGCAGAGUUUUCAGGUAUGGGAGAUCAAGUAUUUCCAAUUUUGAAAUUCAGUUAUGAUCACUUGGACAAUGAUACCAUCAAAUCAUGUUUCCUAUAUUGUUCUACAUUCCCUGAAGACCAUGAAAUUCUGAAUGAAGGCCUCAUAGAUCUUUGGAUUGGGGAGGGGUUUCUGAACAAAUUUGAUGAUAUACACAAAGCACAUAAUCAAGGAGAUGAGAUUAUUAGAAGCUUAAAACUUGCGUGUCUCUUGGAAGGCGAUGUAUCUGAAGACACUUGUAAGAUGCAUGAUGUGAUCCGUGACAUGGCUCUAUGGUUAUCAUGUGAUUAUGGGAAAAAAAGACACAAAAUUUUUGUACUAGAUCAUGUUCAGUUGAUUGAAGCAUAUGAAAUUGUGAAAUGGAAAGAAGCUCAACGGAUUUCACUAUGGGAUUCUAAUAUCAAUAAAGGAUUCUCUCUAUCACCUUGUUUCCCCAAUCUCCAAACUUUGAUUUUGAUAAAUAGUAACAUGAAGUCACUUCCAAUUGGAUUCUUCCAAUCCAUGCCUGCCAUAAGAGUUUUGGAUUUGUCACGUAAUGAAGAAUUAGUGGAGUUACCUUUGGAGAUUUGCAGAUUAGAGAGUUUGGAAUAUCUGAAUCUAACAUGGACCAGUAUAAAAAGGAUGCCUAUAGAACUAAAGAAUUUGACAAAACUGAGGUGUUUGAUAUUGGACCGUGUAAAGUGGCUUGAAGUAAUUCCAUCAAAUGUGAUAUCUUGCCUUCCAAAUUUGCAGAUGUUUAAAAUGGUGCACCGCAUUUCCCUAGAUAUUGUGGAAUAUGAUGAAGUUGGAGUGUUGCAGGAGUUGGAAUGCUUGCAAUACCUGAGUUGGAUAAGUAUUAGCUUACUUACAGCCCCAGUUGUUAAAAAAUAUCUCACCUCCUUGAUACUGCAGAAGCGCAUACGAGAACUAAACAUGAGGACGUGCCCAGGUUUGAAGGUGGUGGAGCUGCCACUUUCGACUUUGCAAACACUCACUAUGCUUGGAUUUGAUCAUUGUAAUGAUUUGGAACGUGUUAAAAUAAAUAUGGGACUGUCUCGAGGUCAUAUCUCAAACUCAAACUUCCACAACCUUGUUCGUGUGAAUAUUUCUGGGUGUCGAUUCUUGGACCUGACCUGGCUUAUUUAUGCUUCAAGCCUUGAGUUCCUGUUGGUUCGCACUAGUCGUGACAUGGAAGAAAUUAUAGGGAGUGAUGAGUGUGGAGACUCAGAAAUUGACCAACAAAAUCUCAGCAUAUUCUCAAGACUUGUGGUGUUAUGGUUGCAUGAUCUCCCAAAUCUAAAGAGUAUCUACAGGCGGGCCUUGCCAUUUCAUUCCCUAAAAAAGAUCCAUGUGUAUCAUUGUCCAAAUCUAAGGAAAUUGCCAUUGAAUUCCAAUAGUGCCAGCAACACUCUAAAAAUAAUUGAGGGGGAAUCAAGCUGGUGGGAGAACUUGCAGUGGGAGGAUGACAACCUCAAGCGCACUUUCACUCCGUAUUUCAAAACAUGGUGAUUGAAAGGAGGAGAUGGUUGUAGAGUUCUAUGUCAUGGAGGUUUGCAGGAAUUGUUGGGUUUCCUUCAUUUCAUUUAAUUUCCUCUCUAUUUUCUGACAAACCCAUUGGUCUUCCUCUCCUAGGACAAGUUUUUGAAGAACGUUUGGUGGUGAGUGAUUGGGUGCUUGGAAUGCAUAGCAAGAGUAGCAUAAAUAAUUGUUGAAAAGAAAGAACCUUUUGUAUGUAUGUGUUAUAUCAUUUCGUAUGGUGAUCAGUUUUAUA
Molecule: messenger RNA, 4514 nt
Organism: Vitis vinifera (wine grape)
Lineage: Eukaryota; Viridiplantae; Streptophyta; Magnoliopsida; Vitales; Vitaceae
Product: probable disease resistance protein At5g63020
Exons: 2
Coding region: 1310-4252 (980 amino acids)
Molecular function (GO): ATP hydrolysis activity; ADP binding; protein binding
Source: RefSeq, a predicted model, not a curated record